Molecule: messenger RNA, 1479 nt
Organism: Amoebophrya sp. A25
Lineage: Eukaryota; Dinophyceae; Syndiniales; Amoebophryaceae
Source: the annotation of a GenBank genome assembly
AUGAUGCAGGUCGUGAUCUUCCCGUCAAGAGCCAGUGCCUGCAGCUGCUUGUCCAGCUGCUGCCCUAGUACAACUGCAGCUCGUGCAUUCUCCAGUACAACUGCAUGUGGUAGUAGUUCUACCUCGUGGUCCACCUCAAGUCGCAGUAGAUGGUCUUCCAACAUCCGCUUGCAACGGCAAAGUCACUUAGCGGAUGUCCGAGCUCGCAUCUUUGGCGAACGGGAGAAAAAAGUUGGCGAGCACAUGUUCCGCAGACCCCUAGACGGUCCCGAACUAAAUCGACAUUACUUUCCUUCGAAAUUCAAUUUCCAAAGUUUUCACUUGGAUGAGUACAUGGACAUGCAGAGGGACCGAUUUUUUAACAGAAGACCAGUGCAUCCGUGUGUUGGGGAGUUGGAAAUGGCUUUAGAACAAGUGCGUGAGGGGAGGAAGCGAACUGAGAUUAGGAAUUGGAUUUCUGGCUACAGCUACAUCGCAUCUUCUUCUCAAAGAACUCAGCAAGAGCCUCAACCCCAAGACACAAGCAGCACGAGUAAGCAUCCGACCUCCCAGAAUCAACUCCAAAUAGCUGCUUCACAUAGGAACCGUCUAGAACAGAGAGAUCCUCAAAGUUUGAUCGAUCUCAGUCAACUAUUGGACUUAGCUGAAACUGUACAUCCUGAGACUACCUCCUGUUGGGAAGUCGUUGAGGGUGGUACUUCGACAAGAACCUCUUUGGAGGCAUCACAGCAAGUUGAUGGGGCUGAGGGAGCUGAUACAGUAGUGGGUGUUGAUGUCGAUGUCAAGGGAGUUGAAGAUAUUAAGGAUUCCUUGUCUACUAGUACUGACAAGUCAACUUCAACCGAGGAAAGAGCUGAACCAUUAUCUUCUGACAAUGCUGACAGCCACAGCAGUGCCGAUGCUGGUGAAUCUUUAUCAACCGCUUCGGUUUCUGAGUCUACAACUUCUUCUGGCAAAGCAGAUAGAAUUCUCGGCAUAGAAAAACCUUCUUCUGCAGCAGAAAGCGGAGAAGAGGAGAAGCCGGACUUCCUUGCAAGUUUAUUCCAACAAGACUCAUCUACUAGUCACGACUCCACUUCUACCCAAGAUCUCAUCCAAGAACUCGCAGCCAAAGAAAAAGAGCUUGAGAAGUCUGUGCAGUUCCGUUUCGUAUGUCCGAUGUAUCGCCGUCGUCGUGUCAAAUGGCUCGAUCGCUUUACCAAGGGGCAGCACAAGAAGAAAGCGAAGCAGUAUCAUUCCUACUACUUGGUACAUCCAGACGACAAACCAGUCUUCCCGGAUAACUUGGGAAGUGUAACCGUCAGGUGGCCACAUACGAAGUCAUAAUAUGGAGUGGUACUUUGGGUUUGGGUGGAGGGAAGAUGAUGUGUCCGGACUUGUUGAUGGAUUGUGCAUGAGUGUCGUGAUUGUGAUCAUGCUUUGGUUUCAUAUUGAUUCCUCGCUCCGAAACAAGGAAGAGGAAAUUAUGAAGGAAAAUAA